Messenger RNA from Eriocheir sinensis (Chinese mitten crab), 6871 nucleotides. Its product is annotated as WD repeat-containing protein 61-like. Bases 27 to 1283 code for a protein of 418 amino acids. Gene Ontology annotation, cellular component: Cdc73/Paf1 complex. The record is from RefSeq and is a predicted model, not a curated record. Gene Ontology annotation, molecular function: protein binding. The transcript is spliced from 7 exons. NCBI's taxonomy places the organism in Eukaryota, Metazoa, Arthropoda, Malacostraca, Decapoda, Varunidae.
GACUGAACGUAGUCCAGGCACUGCCCAUGGUGCCCCACACAACCCGACACACCAGAACACCCCCUCCUCCACUGCCCAAGAUUCCACUCCGUCCGCAUCAACCUCAAGGCAUCCCUAACCAGACUCCGCAUUCACAGGCCAUCCCUAGAGGCCUUGCUGGGCAGCGACACCCUCAGCCCCAACAAGGCCUUCCAAGCCCUCAAGUGUAUGCAAACCUUCCUGCAGAAGUCAGGGCAACUCGACAGGAUCUAACUCCCACUCAGUUUUCCCUUUUAAAUAAAAGAGAAAAUGCUCACUCCGAGGGCAUCUGGGCAUGUGCUUGGGGUCACUUUGUUCCUGAGGAAAAGUCAGAUGAAAAGUCCAGUGAGGAAAAAGAGGAGAAUAAAGAAAAUGAAGAAACACAAAAUGAAGAGAAGAAUGUCCCCGACAGGGAGCAGAAGUAUGUUGUAACAGGCGGACUGGAUGACCUUGUACGUGUGUGGCAGUGGGGUGGCCUGGGUGACAGUGGAGAAGAAGAGCAGGAGUUAGCACUGCUGCAUACAUUGGAGGGCCACUCACUGGGAGUGAUAUCAGUGGAUGUCAACCCAGCGGGCACCACAGCAGCAUCCUCUUCCCUUGACUCGACAAUACGCCUCUGGAACCUGCACACAGGGGAGCAGCUCCAGAGUAUCGACUGUGGUCCAGUGGAGGCAUGGUCAGUGGUAUUCAGUCCUGAGGGUAAACACAUUGCCUCAGGAAACCAUGCUGGAAAGAUAAACAUUUAUGCUGCUGAAGGGGGCCACCAUGUUACCACCCUGGACACCCGAGGACGCUUCACCUACUCCAUAGCAUAUAGUCGUGAUGGCAAGUAUGUGGCAAGUGGUGCCAUUGAUGGGUUCAUCAAUGUGUUUGAUGUGGAAAGUGGCAAGCUGGUGCACACCCUGGAGGGUCAUGCUAUGACUAUUCGCUCCAUCACCUUCUCCCCAGAUUCACAAUUGCUCCUCACAGCUGCUGAUGACGGACACAUGAAGAUGUAUGAUGUGAAAAGCAGCAACCUGGCGUGUACCCUAUCUGGCCAUGGCUCCUGGGUGCUUAGUGUGGAUUUUGCACCGGAUCAGCAGCACUUUGUCUCCUCGUCUUCAGACCAUACAGUUAAAGUCUGGGACUAUGCCCAGCGCAAUUGCGUCCACACCUUCAAGGACCAUCAUGACCAGGUGUGGUGUGCCAGAUAUAGCCAGGAUAGCAGCAAGAUAGUCAGUGUCUCGGAGGACCGGAGCGUCAUAGUGUUCAACUCCCCAGUUUGAGGCUGCAGUGAUGGAUGCCGUUCAUGGAGAAAACUUACAAAAGCUCCAAUGCUUCUGAGGCUAUUGUGAUGACUCUCAAGUAUAUAAAACACAUCAUUAUUGUGUAAAUGUUUGUAUGACUGUGUGUGGCUGCUUACAUCAUGUUGCUGAUUGACUUACGUAUGUGUGGUGAUCUAUUUAUUUUCUUAGGGCUGUGUAUACCAGCUGAUGGAGUGGAUGCAUAUGAAUCAUUGUUAUCAUAAAGAUUUUUAAUGACUGGCUAGAAAUAUGUCAUGACACUUAUUUAAACCAUUUAAAGGCUUGCAUGUCUGUAUGCGUUGCUGGUUAGUGGCACACUAGAGGUAUAUACCAAGACUUGCAACUGCUCUGUCAUGUAUGAAUUUAUCUGUCUGUUCUUAUUUUCAUAAUUUUUUUUUUAUGAUGCACAGGCUCAAGGUAUUGGAACAAAUUGUACAUAUGUAUUACAUUAUCAUGCAAGGGAGACCUGCCAUAUUACUAAAGUCUGAUAUUACAAAUAAGAGCUGUGUUGUUUUAUUUUGUAUUUAUAUUAAUCUUUUUCCCUAUCUUGAUUUAUGAAAACUGGACAUCAUAUUGAAGCCUGUAAAGUAUAGGUGGGCAUGUGUAAUUUGUUUUCUUGUUGUGCCAUCAGCACAACCCCAACUAUACUUUGAAUGUUGUGCUACAACCACCUGGAAAAAGUUGCACUGUAAAUGCAACUUCAAACAUAACUUAGAAAAUAUUACAGUUCAACCCCUAGUAACCAGCAACUGCGAGGAUUCAGAGAUACCAGAUUGGUGGAAUUCCGGAUACUUGAGGUAUAUUCCGAGUGUUCUCCAUGAAAUUUCAUUGAACCAAACAUGUUAACACAGGUACUUUACACUCAGAAAUGCAUCUACUGACCAUAAGUAUGUAAGAUGGUGUUUGAUCUAUUAGCCAUGCAACACUGUGCAACACCAUCAGCAAUCCAGUAGUGGGUGUGCGACUGCCCUUGCAAUAUCAACAGCAAUAGAGCCAUCAAGUUUCGCCAAAAUGGCGGUGCCAGCUGAACACUUGAAAAAAGACUAAAACCAAGUGCCAGCUGGUGGGGAGAUACUUUGUAGACAAUGGAAACUUUGCAGCCAAUGAGCAUCUCCAGUGUUACUUCUGUUGCAAUUGGACACAGGGCAGCCUUGCAUACAAUUGACUCAUGAUCCAUACACCUCCUGCAGGUGAAUCCAGUGUAACAUUGGAUUAUCUGAGUAUAACAAAGAUGGCAUCCCACGAAAAACAAGCAGCUCCUUCACUAUUCUCUCAGCUGCUUUUACAGUUGACCCUUUACUGGAAAAGUCAAUAAUAGCUGAAGGGAACACUCAUAGAAAGUAAGAAGGUGCAGCAAUGGCCACACCCAUUAACUAUGAAGAACCCUUUGUUUAUGUAGUCCAGCUGACUGUACAUCCCCCCACCCCCUUCCCCGAGUAUAGGCUGAACAUGGCUUGGUCUUGGUUUAGGUGCCCGGCCAAUGCCACCAUCUUGGCAAAACUUGCCAGCGCUGCCGCUGCCACCAGCACAAAGGCAAUCUCACUUUCACUAAUGGACCACUGUCAACGCUGCACAAUGCUGCGUGGCUAAUGGCUCAAAUGUAUGUAGGGUAGGGCUACUCUGGAGGUGGUGGGAGUGCGGCAUGGGUAUUUCAGAUUUUACGUCAGUCAGAUAUUUUAUUUUUUUUCUUGGAAUUUUUAAAAUUUUUGACUGGACAAUUUUUUUCUGGAUACUUUGGGGUGUCCAUUUAGUCAAGGUUUUACUGUAUUACCUAUCAAUUUACUUAUAUAUAAGUAGAACAAAAUAUGGUAGACGCAAUCUGUUAUUGUCAAUAUAACACUGGGUUUCACAUUUAACCCUUUCAGUGCUAAAUUGUUGCAGCGAUGCCGCACGAUACAGUGCUAAAACGUCACUGCGACAAUUGAUCACAAUACAUGUUCCAACACUAUUCCACACUCCAUUGUAACUUUAUUCUGAUUGGUACACAUUAUAUAGUUGACUGUCUUUGCCCCCCUCCCCCACCUUCACAACCACACCUCCAUAUGUGAAACAGCUGUAUAGUAUUUUCCUUUUUCUUUCCAAUGAUAUGCUUGGAUAUUUCCUACAAUGCAUAGUUACAGAGACGUGGAGGUGAAAAGAAAGCCCCACCCCCUCCCUGCCCGACCGCUCACAGGGGGAUUGGAGAGCGUGACACAUUUUAGACUGACAGGGUUAACUGAAUACUGCAAAAUAAGUGCAUGAGGCUUACAUCUAAAAAAGUUAGGGAAUUAAUGCAGUGGGGAAAAGGGUAAUUGGUUCUGAGCUCAACUGAAAAUUUGCCAAAGUAUAUUUUUGCCCUCCUCCCUCCAAUACUGUCAAUACUAGAAAUUUUAAGAAUAAACAUACAUAGUGUACUGUAACAAAAGAAAAUUGACAUAUUCCUCACCUAGCAGACUGGAAUGAGGUGUUGGUCAUCAGAGGCUAGUGAUUUAUUUAUUUAUUUAUUUUUUCACAGCAAACAGCUCAAGGGCAAAAACAAGCUAAAACAAAAAAGCCCACUAAGAGAGGUCAAUUUCAGAUGGAGAGGUGUCUUGAUACUUUCCUCUUGAAAGAGGUCAAGUCAUAGGUAGGAAGAAUUACAUAUGAAGAAAGGCUGUUCCAGAGUUUACCAGUGAAAGGGAUGAAAGGGUGAAGAUGCUAUAGUCCUAAAAAUUUUAAGUUGCAGCUGUUACAUAGCACCUCUGUUUCACCCUUCUGCCACUUUUCCAAUUGACCACCUGUAUCACGCAUUCCUAUACAAUUUUCUUUCUCUUCCUCUCACUUAUACAAAAAGGCUACAUGUUUUGUUUGUGAAUGAUUCAAAUUUUGUUAGUGAGUGCAAAGAACUUUGUACAACACCUGGCGUUGUUGCCCCUACGGCGUUAUCAGUUCAGCUGACCUUUCCCAACCCCACAUUCAGUAAAACCUCAUUUAUCUGGCAUCCAAAAACAUCACGAAUCUGAUCUAUCUUGAUCUUGAUUUCACAGGUGACAGGAUCUGCCGUUGUAUUGUUUAUGCCAGGGCUGCCAAAACAGAGUUGGCAACUAUGCGGCAUAACAAACGGAUUACCUGCCAUAGACCAGAGUGUUGUGCAUCCGUAUCGAGACCUGCCUUUUACUGUUAAUACCGGACCAUUGGGCCUGUUAUUCAGUGGCAUCAUGCCUAAGGUUACCAAGAAGAGGAAGCACAAGGUGCUUACCUUGAAGCAGAAGUUGGAGAUCUGCCAGAGACAUGAGAUACAUGAAUCCCGCCAUAGUCUGAUGGAUGAUGGAGGAAUUCAUCGGAAUUUGUCAAUUCUAAAGGAAUAAGUCUCAAAACAAUGGCAAAACGGAUUAUCCGGCACGAGCUUCCCGCUGUUCGUGCCAGAUAAACAAGGUUCUACUGUACCUGGGAUGGACUGACUGCCAUUUUUGUCAGAAAUAACAUUUUGUUGUGCGUCUGACACUUGCCAUACACUGUAUGCCAUAUGCCAUAAUAUUGAUAAAAUAUGGGGACUGUACUGUAUUUUAUACCCAUAAAAUGACAGGACUCUCAAGGGUAGGCGGUGGCUUAGGGGAUAGCAUGAUGGUGCCACGUCCAGGAUGACGUGGAUUCGCGGCUGUCACCGCCGAGUGGCCUAAGACUACCCACAUGAUGUUCAGAAGACCACCUAUCAACUGGGUCAUUCCACAAAAACGUCAACCUUUAGUGUGAAUCUCAGAAUUGAUCUAAAAUAUAUGCAUUACAUACCAAAUUAAAGUUUGAACCUUGAAUUUUACGAAUCUGGAUAUAAUUUUUGUAAGAACUGUGUAUUAAGAGUGAGGCAUUUGAUAAUGUCAUUGCAUGUCACCGAAUAUUAAUUCAUGCUGAAUUUUGUGAUAUACAUAUCACUGUUUUAGCUUAGUAAGCAUGUGUUUGGAAAGCUGUCCUUGAUUUUUAUAUAAAUUACAACCAUUUAAUUUUAAUUAUCACUAUAUUGUUCACAUUAAACUAUAUGGUCAGACUGUGGCACGGUCUUGAAGUGAAAGUACUUUGAGUGUAACGUGUGACGUUUUUUCCCCAUUUUUCCCAUACAUAACUUAUGCACUGGAGAAAAAUAACAUAACUUUAUAUUAUAAAUAGGAUUCCUAAUACCUUGCUAAUGAUACCCUAAAAUAUCUUGUAAGAGACCCCAGUAGGCCACAGGCUCCGUCACACACGUUACAUGCGUAGCAUGAGAAACGUUACCGAAGCAUGCGGUAGCGUUUCUCACGCAUGCCAUCUCUUAGUGAAAUGUCAGAGUCACUCAUUACACAGCCAGAGUCUACCACUGAAGUUGAACCAGCUCCCAAGCCAGUACCAGGUAGCUAUGUACUGGUUCAUUAUACAACCAAGAAGAUAUCUAAACAUUAUGUUGCAGUCAUUGAGUCAGAGUCUGAAGAGGGGAUGUUCAAUGUAAAUUACCUUAGAAAGAAGGGCACCGACAGUUGGUCAUACUCACUUUAAUUUCCCUGACAUUCAAGACAAAGAUGAGAUAUCAGAGGAUAUGAUUGUACAGUCCUUACCAACUCCUGAAGUGUUGAGGAUGAUACACACAUUCAAAGGGGUAACUUUCCCCUCUUCAAUAAACUAGUUGUUCAGAUAUAUACUGAUUUCACCCUGAAAACGAUUAUGUAACUUAAUCAAGAACAUGAAUAUUUGGUCUAUUCUUUUAUUUGUUUAAAUGAGUUAAGGGUACGUCGCCUGACCUUACAGGUGUGGUGACAUUAGAUUUCUUUUUUUUCUCAUUGUGUUGUACAUACUUACCCCUUACCACAAGCUGUUAUUUGCCAAGUUCUACUUUCGGUAUAUACAGUACGUAGUGAGGACACUGGAAAUAGUGUUAAUAAUUUAAAACAUGUAAUUUAUCAUUUCUCCAUAUUGGUCUGACCAUGCUCUUUUUUCUACAUUUCAAAUGAAAGAUUAGACAUCUAAAAUCAAUAAUUCCAGAGUAGAUUUAAUAUAAUUUACAUCUACAAUUUAUUGCAAAUUUUUACAUGUGAAGUACAUAUUUAUAUGCCUUAAAAUUAUUGAGGAAAAUGAAAAAAAUAUUAUAAAUGAAUGUUCCUUUUAUUUGUUUUUGGAAAAAAAAGACCUCAAAAUAUACUUUAAAGUGCAAAAAGAAUCAUUAAAAUCCGUUAAUUCUAAGCAGAGUUAUGUUGCAGCAAAGUAUGAAAAAGUAAGUUUUAAGUAAAUGGACACUUAAAGUUUGCCAGCAUUAAAAGGCCGUCCAUUUAAAGUUAAAACUCCCCAGCUGCAUAUUCUUUUGAGUCUCCCUUCACUCUCUUAUGUUGUUUUUGCCCUCCCACACACUCCUGUUUUCUAUCUUCUCUUUUGAGGGCAAUUUUUCCUAUGUAUGUAGUUGGUAUUUCAAGCAGUGGCUGAACAUUUCCAACUUUGUAACCUGCAUUAUAGUCAUAAAGUCUUCAGAGCAGCACGGGCCUUCUCUGCACUUUUACGUAGUGCCUUCUUGCCUUUCUUGACUACACCCAUGAUGUAGAAAAGCAAGUUAAUGAUGAAGUAUGAGGAGACCAGAAUAAAAGUAUAACCCGCUC